Molecule: messenger RNA, 1956 nt
Organism: Naegleria fowleri
Lineage: Eukaryota; Heterolobosea; Eutetramitea; Acrasida; Naegleriidae
Exons: 1
Coding region: 1-1956 (651 amino acids)
Source: RefSeq, a predicted model, not a curated record
AUGCCUUCUUCUUAUCAAGCACUACUUUAUACACCCUCCUCUCCAAGCUUAUUUGAUGAUGAUCCUGAGGUCAAUGAUCGGUUAGAAACUUCAGACUUUUUACUUGAUCAGCAACAUCAUUGGAUGUCUGCCUUUCCAUCAGCGAGUACAACAAGAACAACCCCUCACCAUGAGGAGGAGAUGCAAGAACUACAUCAUGAUGAAGAUUCUCUAUUCAAUGACGAUGACCUCAUGAUCGUUUCCAAUAACAACAACAAUUACAACAACCACCACAUCAUGACCACUCACCAAUAUAACAAUUUCAAUGACACGUACGCAUCGAUGGAUCAUACUCAACAUUCCUUGGCUAAUGACUCGACGAAUGUGGCUUUUCUAAGUGCAUCCACUCAUUGGCAGAGGAAUCUUCCUUACGUUGCUCCUGUUGAAGCACUCGUCUCCAAUCAACAAACCCAUUCACAACACGUGGUGCCACCAGAAGAUGAUGUCUCCUCUUCUUCAAAAUAUUGGAACAUGGCUGAGGAAGAAGAUGGUGAAUGGUUGAAUACUUCAGAGACCUUAAUACAGAGUGAUUCAAAUACAUGGAAAGACUUGUUGAACAAUGGCCACAAUAAUAACACUCACUCUGAGUCCAGCACUCCCUACAGCAACUUGGUGAUCAGAAAAAACAUCUUUGUAGCUCGUCCGUUCACUGAACUGAUUAUUGAGGAAGGAGAAAUUUCUGACAUGGUUGCAGCGAAAGGAAGCAAAAAUUCAAAUUCAAAUUCGCAAGUGAGUUCUCACCUUAAUAUUACGAUGGAAGAAGAACCUGCAGUUCCUGAAGAGACAACUGACAGCGGUGAUCAUCUUCACGCUGUUACUGAGUCAACCAAACAAUCACAAGAAACUACCGAUGAUAGCUCCACCGAUGAGGAAGAAGACCCAGACUAUAUUGAGGAAGAGGAAAUGGAAGAGAAAAACCAAACAAGAAAAACACGUCAGUCCAUCAAACGGAAGAGAACUAUUGUGUGUGACUCUACCGAUGAAGAAGAGUCUCAAGAGAUGCAGGCAUCGACCUCUUCAUCCAUGUUGACAAAGCCAAGCAAAAAAGAGAAAAAGCUCAGGAAGAAGAAAACAAGUAACAACGAGAAGGCUAAACUUGAAAAGGAUGAAAAACCUCUCAGAACCAUGAGUGGUAAAAUUGCUGAACGUUUCUCUUCCUCAAAUCAUGGAACCAUCUCCGAGGCGCUUACCGUUGUCCCAAAUGAAUUCAAUGACAUCACUGCUCCUCAUUUGCGAGUGGAUUUGGACAUGCCAUGUUCAGAUAUGUAUGUGAAACCAGCAAUAUUUGUCAAAAAUGGUGUUACAAAGAAAGAUGACAGUCGAUCAUCCAUAUUCACUGUGAAUGUUUCAUUACAAUGGAGUUCUGAGACUUUGAAGAGCAAGGUCAAGCUAGAGAAUUUGAGGCUACUCAUUGUAUCAGACAAGCAAACAAAGAAAAUUGAUGGAGAAAAGCUCAACGUCAUGAUGAUCAAAAACUCCAAUUUAAGUACUUACGCUUUGAAAUUGAGCUACCUUGCAAAGGAUCCAAAUGAUAAGGAUCUCUUGUCUAUUGUACAGAUUGAGGAAUACCAAGACAAGUAUGUGUUCAAGUGUCAAGUAUCAACCUCCAACAAUGCAAGUGGAUGGAAGAACAAACACAAUGAUUAUAAGGUGUUGGUGUUUGAUACGAGUGAUAGUGGCGUGUUUGGAGGCAUUUCACAAGGAUUCAAAGUAGCUAAGGCACCUAAAUCUCAAUCAAAACAACAAGAUCACGACAGCAAUUCUUUCGACCUCUCUCAGGACUGUGCCGACUGUCUGUCCAAUGUUUUCAUUCAGCAAGGUAAAAAGAAAAGAAAACUGCAAAUAUCCAAGCCAACCAUCGUCAAACAUUCCGGAAAACUGUACAAAAUCACAGUUCAAGAGAUUUCAAAGCCAUAA